Messenger RNA from Mercenaria mercenaria, 8959 nucleotides. RefSeq lists its product as uncharacterized. The coding region runs from base 1 to 3375 and encodes 1124 amino acids. Lineage: Eukaryota; Metazoa; Mollusca; Bivalvia; Venerida; Veneridae. The record is from RefSeq and is a predicted model, not a curated record. Gene Ontology annotation, biological process: activation of GTPase activity; signal transduction. The transcript has 9 exons. Gene Ontology annotation, molecular function: protein binding; GTPase activator activity.
AUGUGUGGCAGCUAUGUUGCAUUAACGCUGCUUCGUCCUGGCAAUGCACCACUAGGAUCUGAUUGGAAUUCGUCAGCCAAGAAAGUCACUAAACCAGAAUCAAAAGCUGUACAUAAAAUAUGGAAACUGCGUAAAACAAACCCCUCAGACAGUAAACUUCAAGACAAGUUGCGAGAGAAGGAGAAGACGUUAAAGAGUUUAGAGGCACAGGUUCCAGGUGGUACUGGGAACUUUAGCGAAGAUUCACAGUUUGCGUUAUGGCCCCGCAUAAUCAGAUGCCUUGAGGUGGUGGAGAAGAGAGGACUUCAUAGUAAGGGGAUAUACAGGAUUUCGUGUAUAAGAAACAAAAUGGAGAACCUGUAUCAGAUGCUUGAUCAUGACCCAGAGUCUGUUGAUCUGAAUUUAGAAGAUAUGAAUACUAUUUGUAGUGUUGUGAAACAUUACCUUAGACAGUGUCCUGAACCACUUCUUACGUUCAAGCUGUAUCAGUCUUUCAUUCAAAUUGCUCAGGAUAAUAUGAAAGGUGAUAGGAACAAAGAAAAUACUGUGGAGAGACUUCGUGACUUGAUAGAUAAGCUUCCCAUCUCAAACAGAAAAGCUUGUGAGAUUCUGAUUUGCCAUCUUCAAAGGGUUGCUUCUCAUGUUGAUGAGAAUUAUAUGAACUCAAAAAAUCUUGGAGCUGUUUUUGGACCAUUGCUUUUAAGACCUCAGAACAGUCAAGGGUUAUCAGCUGUAUCAGAUUUACAAUAUGGGUCGCUUAUUGUCACACUCCUCAUAGAUUCUGCAGAAAGUUUAUUUGGUUAUAAAAUGGACUGUGAGAUAAAAUCUGGAGAAAGCACUGAUGAAAUGAAUUCACAACAGAUGAGGAAUAUUGCCGGAAAAACCUCCAUGGUUCCAGAAGAACUGUUUAAUCCACGUGAUGUAGAGAUGUACUUAAAAGCUAUUGAAGAAGGAAAGGAAAGAGAUAGACUUGUCAGGGUGAUGGUUGUUGGCCACUUUGCACAGGGAAAAACAUCACUCACUAGAAGGCUUUUUGGACAGUCAGUGGAAGGGGUUAAAAGUACAAAUGGCAUUGAGGUACAUUGCAAACAAUGUGAUAAAAAUGGAACUCACUGGAAAAAUAAACCAUCGGUAGAACAUGUAGAUGAUAUGACAAGCCGGCUUGUCAACGUGGCAUCAAAACUGUUGAAUACACAUGAUCAACAAAGUGAUGUAACUACAGAUAUCCCAGAUGAAAGUAAUGGACCUGUGAAACAGUCAAAUCAACCUGUCGCUGAAAAUAAUAGCACUAACUUAUCGGAGUCUAAAUAUGAUGCUAACUCACUGAUGUUUAAAUAUGAAGCUAACUUACUGAAGUCUAAAUAUGAUGUUAACUCACUGGAGUCUAAAUAUGAUGCUAACUCACUGGAGUCUAAAUAUGAUGCUAACUCACAGGAGUCUAAAUAUGAUGCUAAAUCAGUAGACUCUGAGUCUAAAUAUGAUAAAGAUGUGGUUGCACAGUUUGCACAGAAAAUGAAUGCCAGCAAAACGUGUUCAUCUGCCAUCGCAGAUCAGGAUGAUUCUAUUGAUAUAAAUGUUUGGGAUUUUGGUGGUCAGUUUGUCUAUUAUGCAACGCAUCAAAUAUUUCAUUCAAAGAACGCCAUCUACCUUUUAGUUUUCAACCUAAAAGAAUCUUUUGAGAGAAUGUUAAUUGAUGAAGAUUUCCCAAAUAACAAAUACACAAUGAAGAGCUGUCUCGAGUUUUGGAUGGAAUCUGUACAUUCUUUCGUAGGAUCGAAUGGCGGAAAAGAGCCUACGGUUAUAUUAGUUGGAACACACAAAGGGGAUUGUGAUGGAAAGGAAAAUGAGCAACUUGAAGCAGUAAAGGACAUAGCAUGUGCAACAGGAACAAUAAACCAUAUCUACCCAACACAGUUUGCAGUGGAAUGUAUGGAUCCGCACGAUACAUCUUUGGAACUGUUGAGAAGUGAUAUAUGUAAACUUGGGCAAGAGAAAACUCAGCACAGAAUGAUUCCAGCUAAAUGGAUUCCCUUAGAAAAGAAGUUGUUAGACAUAAGGAACAAGAAAAUUGUACAAUUGGUAGAUAUAGUGAAGAUUGAUUCGGAAAACAGUCACCCUAUUCGAGAUGAAGAACAAAUCAAAUUGUUCCUGAAGUACCACCAUGAAAAGGGGAGUUUGAUCUUCUUUGACGAAGAAAAGCUUCACGAGUUUGUUGUUCUUGAUCCACAAUUUUUAAUUGAUGCAUUUAAAUGUAUCAUCACGUCUCAACGUUUCUACAGAUGGAAGCCAGAUCUCAAAGAUCUUGGUGAAAAGCUCAUGAACAGUGGUAUUCUUGAAAUGGAUCUCUUGGAUGAAAUAUGGGGAAAUGAUGAAACAAGUCAGUUCUACAGCUUUAAGGAUGUUCUAUUGGCAUUCAUGCAAAGACUAAGAAUAUUGGCAGAGAUGAAUGACGUCACUGACACUACAAGAGCAGAACAUGUGGAGAGAACUUUCCUGGUUCCAAGUCUUCUGAAGGGACAAGCUGAUGAAAAAGUGAUGGACGCAUUUCUUCCUCCCUGUAAAAGGAAGUCGAAUAUUUCGCUUAUUUUAAAAUUAGAGAACAUCUCAGUUUUGCCACUCAUAUAUCAAAGAGUUAUGACUGCAGUACUUGCAAAAUGGUCGCCAAUUUAUUUUCCUGACAGGAAUCCACUGCUAUUCCGAGAUAUCGGUGUGUUCUUGUUGAAUUAUCAGCAUGCCGGUUUGAUAGCUGUACACAGUGGUGGCUUAGAGAUGGCGGUGGUCAGUUUGUGCCCCGAAGGUCCAGUGGAUGCAGCAGUUUGUGAUCAGUUUCGGAGAUACAUCGAGAUGGUUGUAUUGCAUGAGUUUGAAAAAUUUUCAAGUGGUUCAGAAAAAGAUCUUUAUGAAUACUAUUUACGAUGCAACCAUUCUGAACACGGGCGUAAAGGCAGCCGAAAUGUGCAUGACUUAAAGAAAGUCAAGUGUUGCCAAGAGGUGUGUUGCCCAGAUUAUGGCCAUCACGUUGUGAAUAUGAGGGAAAGCAUCGACCAGUGGUUUAAGAAAGAAAAUGUGUUGCCAGAUGACGAUAUACCAGAUCGAGAACUUACAGACAAAGCGCUUAGUAAAAUAGCGCAAGCAAUUGGGAAAAACUGGAAAUUACUUGGAAUCGAUCUUGGGCUCGGGCAAGAUGAUGUUGAUCGUUGCGAAAUAGAUAACCUUACUUCAGGAGUCAAAACUACAAUUUAUUACAUUCUGAAAGAAUGGAGGACAAGAUAUCCCAAGCAAAAUUCAAUGAAAUUUUUGAUCAGACAGAUGAAGGAAUGUGAGGGACUCACUGUUAACUGGGACAAAAUCAACAACAUAAUCGACAACUUCUAAUGACUAUACGUGUUCAAAAUGCCGCAGAUUUGGUGCUUCCAUAUUUCUAGAAUAUUUUCGAAAAAGAUGAUUUAGCGUGUUGCACUUUGACUAGUUUGCUUUGAAAACUUAAUUUGUUAAACAGCACUUUAUGCGAGGAGAGUCGUCCAACGUUAUCAGGAGAAAUUUCGUCUUAGAAUAUUUCCGUUCUUUAUCCCCCUGGUGCGAAGACUCGGAAGACCUACAGCAUUUGCGUAGUCUUAUCUGUUCGUCCGUUCGUCACUCAGUCUGUACGUCACACUUUCUUGGGUAGUCGACACUUCCUACAGCCUACAGUAUUUAACGAAUUCAAGUGAAACAUUAUAUAUGUCGUCAACAUAAGUGGACAUAUACAUACUGUUACGACUUUCCUGUCCGAUUUAUUUUUAGCUCACCAGAGCCAAAGAUUUUGAUCACUCACUGUCCGUCGUCCGUUGUCCGUAAACUUUUACUUUAAACGACAUCUCCUCAUAAACCGCUAGGCCAGUUUCAUCCAAAUUUCACAGGAAUGUUCCUUGGGUGAAGCUCUACAAAAAUUAUUCAAAGAAUUGAAUUCCAUGCAGAACUCUGGUUGCCAUGGCAAGCGAAAGGAAAAACUUUAAAAAUCUUCUUCUUAAAAACCAUAAGUCCUAGAGCUUAGAUAUUUGGUGUGAAGCAUUGCCUAGUAGACCUCUACCAAGUUUGUUCAAAUCAUGAACCCGGGAUCAAAAUUGACCCCGCCCCAGGGGUCACUUAAUUUUACAUAGGAAAAUCUUAAAAAAUCUUCUUCUCAAAAACCAGAAGCCCUAGAGCUUAGAUAUUUGACAUGUAGCAUUGCCUAGUGGACCUCUACUAAAGUUGUUCAAAUCAUAACCCAGGGGUCAAAAUUGACCCCGCCCCAGGCUUCACUUGAUUUUACAUAGAUUUCUAUAGGAAAAUCUUCAAAAAAAGUUAAAAAAUAAACCAGAAGGCCUUGAGCUUAGAUAUUCGACAUAUAGCAUUGCCUAGUGGACCUCUACAAAAUUUAUUCAAAUCAUGACCCCCGGGGUCAAAAUUGACCCCGCCUCAGGAGUCAAUUUAAUUUACAUAGGAAAAUCUUCAAAAAAUUUCUAAAAAUAAACCAGAAAGCCUAGAUCUUAGAUUAUUGACAUGUAGCAUUGCCUAGUAGACUUCUACAAAAUGUGUUCAAAUCAUGACCCCAGGGAUCAAGUUGACCCUAUCCCAUAGGGUUACUUGAUUGUACAUAGAAAAAUCUUAGAUAUUUGACAUGUUGCAUUGCCUAGUGGACCUCUACUAAAAUUUGUUCAAAUCUUGACCCAGCCACAGGGGUUACUUGAUUGUACAUAGGGAAAAUCUUCGUAAAUUUGCUAAAAAUAAAUCAGAAGGCCUAGAUCUUAGAUAUUUGAUCUGUAACAUUGCCUAGUAGACUUCUACAAACUUCAAAUCAUGACCCCUGGGGUAAAAUUGGCCUCGCCCCAUGGGUUACUUGAUUGUGCAUCGGAAAAUCUUCCAAAAAAUUUCUAAAAAUCAUCAUUUUGACAUUUGAAACAUGUAGCUCAUAUUACUCAGGUAAGCGAUCCAGGGUCAUCAUGACCCUCUUGUUAUUUAUGCCUCCUUUUUAUAUGCCCGUUUGAAAAACGGGACGUAUUAUGGGAACGCCCCUGGCGGGCGGGCGGCGUCCACAGACAUUGUCCGGAGCAUAUCUUCUACAUGCAUGGAGGGAUUUUGCUGAAACUUGGCACAGUUGUUCACCAUCAUGAGACGGAGUGUCAUGCGCAAGAACCAGGUCCCUAGGUCUAAGGUCAAGGUCACACUUAGAGGUCAAAGGAUACAAGAAUGAAAACUUUGUCCGGAGCAUUUCUUCUUCAUGCGUAGAGGUAUUUUGAUAUAACUUGGCAUAAAUGUUCACCACCACGAGGCGGAGUGUCGUGCGCAAGAACCAGGUCCCUAGGUCUAAGGUCAAGGUCACACUUAGAGGUCAAAGGUUACAAAAAUGAAAACUUUGUCCGGAGCAUUUCUUCUUCAUGCAUAGAGGGAUUUUGAUAUAACUUGGCACAAAUGUUCACCACCAUGAGACCAAGUGUCGUGCGCAAAAACCAGGUCCCUAAGUCUAAGGUCAAGGUCACAAGUCAGAUACAAGAAUGACUUUGUCCGAAGCAUUUCUUCUUCAUGCAUGGAGGGAUUUUGAUGUAACUUGGCACAAUUAUACACCAUCAUGAGACGAAGUGUCAUGUGCAGUUCCCUUCUUUAGAAUUACUUCCCUUUGUUGUUACUAUAAAUAGCUUAUAUAGUAACUUUUUCAUUACUAGUCGUAGGGAAAAUUGGAGACCACUUUUCUGUAGUACAACAUGCAUGCUACAUCCAAUUUUGAGGUGUAUUUUGACCAAUCUCUACCUGGUAAAGAUUUUCGUGUGGACAAAAUUUUUUUUUUUGGAUUAGAUUUUGGCAAGAUUAACUUUCCUUAGUUGUUACUAUAAAUUACUUACAUUGUAACUUUUUUAUAAUUGACCGUAGGGAAAAACCAAGACCAUUUUUCUGUGGUACAACAUAGAUGUUACUUUCAAAUUUUAGGUGCAUUUUAAGGUAUCUCUACCUGGUAAGGAGUUUUUUUGUGGACUUAGAAAAACAAAAGACUUACAAUGAUUACUAAACAACCACAGAAUUAAAAUUCAUUUGCAAAUACAGGUGCUAGAGUAAAGAAAUUUGCUGUGACGGGCGUAUAUUGUGACUUUCUGGCACUCUUUAUGACACAUUAAGAUUAUAUCUGUUUCGUGUAUACUUUACUACAAUUUCCAUUCAGUUCAAAUGAAACUGGAAUACAUCACAAUGAAGAGAACAUAUACGUAUUCUCAAGACUUUCUUGUCAAAAUUUGUGUUGCACGUAUCUUAAAUGCAUUUGACUUGGAGUAAUGUUUCGCAGGAUGUGAAACUGAGAAAAGUAUUUGACAUAGAAUGUUCAUCAAAUUUUAACGGAACUUGGUAUACAUCGUCGCCUUGAAGUGGACAAGCGCAUAUUAUUAGACUUUCAUGGCAGAUAAAAAUUGUUUAUUGAGUUAUUAAUUAUAUUCUGUCAUGACCUUUCAGAUGGCAUGUAAAAUACAUAGUGUGUUAUUAUUUUUGUUCCGAAUUUCAAGUAAAUCAAGAGUUUUUGAAUUUGUACAUUUAUAAAUUGAAUACACUGUAAUUUAUGUAUAUAAUAUGUUUUAAUCCAUACAUCAGUCUUAAUUGAUAUUGGUAUGAAGGCGAGUAACCAGUACAACAAAUAAAACCAUGUCUUUUACAUACUAUUCAUGUCCCCUCCCUUCCUAGUGCAAAGGCAGUUUGUCAAUCAGUCCGCCUGUCAUUCCGUCCAACAAAAUUUGUGUAGCACAUCGGCGAUAUAUGAUCUUUUCGUGUUGGUUCGCCAUACAACCCAACUCUUUCAGUAAUUGUGUAGCACAUAUCUAAAAAACGUUUUUGACCUAGAGCCAUCAGACGUACUACUGAUGUUAAGCAGCAUGUGAAUCUUCGGUUUCGUUUCUGAUUACACAGGGACAAGGGUUGCGGCCCUAGACAAAGUCAAAAACGUGCAGAAUGUACCUAGACCUUUGUGACGUGAUAUCUCAAAGUAUUAAUCUAGAGUCAUGGAACAUUAUUGGAAUGUUAUAUGAAGUUACGCUCCACGGGCUUUCUUUGUUGUUUCAUUCAGUAAGACCAGGGUUAUGACCCUUAACUUAGUCUAAAAUAUGCUUUUUAGAUAUUUGCUAAGACAGUACUUGACAAAGAAUCAUGAAAUUUUACAGGAAUGUUAUUCAGCAUUCUCGGUUCAGUAUUUUGUUAGUGAUUUUUCUAGCCCAUAGCCAUGACCGCUUACUUAAUCAAAAGUAUGCAUAAAGGGCAUAUACUUUAUGCCGCACAUGUCUCAAAACGCAUUUGAACUGAAGAAACUAUUGUUAAUGUUAUAAGCAUAAGAAGCUGAAAUUGGGUCAUGUGGGAUGAAAAUCUAGGUCACCACACAGAUCCAAGCAACAGCUUGUUAACACUGUAAAAGCACCUAAUUAUUACCCGAUCUUCUUGAAACUUGGUGAGAAUGUUUAUCUUUAUGAUUCCAAGGGCAACUUUAAUAGGUAAAUGUUUUAGGGUCAUCAUGACCCUCGUUUUUAUAAUGAGAAUGCAAUACUUUCGCUGUAAACAUAGAAUCUGUCAAUUUAAAUCCAUUUGUCGGUAAUUGUUUUCUAGAAUAUUUAUGAAAGGUUUUAUCAUUAAUUGUCAUAGUAGAAAAUAUUAUUGAAUCCGUUGUUUAUAAAUACCUUCCUUUAAGGCUAGAUAUUGAAUACUGAAAAAAGUACAAUUAUGCAUAGCAUUGCGUAUAUGCGUAAAAUGGGCCCAGCCGAUGCUUUGUUAUUGUGUCUUGCACAUUGCUUUUAAAUGUAUGUGUGCCUCCCCUGAAUUAAGCACAAUCACAGUUUAUACUUGAUGCAGGUAUGUAAAUGUGUACCAGCAAAGUCAGUAAUACUGUAUGGGUUUAAGUCACAUGGUGUAUUGGUUGCUACGUCUUGCAACUUGUCGAAUAUGCUACUCUUUACAUGCUUGUAACUGUAGCAUAAUCAAUGACCGUGUUGCCAAUUUUAAAAUAAAAGUUAAACUUAAUGAAUUUUUAUUCUUAUUUAAAACUGUGUGCGUUUUUUCUGAAUGAGUAUUGCAUUUUUAGAAUUCUAGUAUUCUUUGAAUUCUGCAGAGACAAAGCAUGUGCAGAAAAAUAUUUAUGGUUUCGCCCUGGUCAUUUAAACAUAUGAGACACAUAUUCCUAGAAUAUGUAUCACAGUUUCGACUAGGCUGGUGCUAGGUGGAGUAAAAGUGUGUAAAUUCUGCAAUAGAGGUUGUAGAAACUGGGUUUAUAAUGUUAAGAAAAUGUAAAGUGAAUACGGUUUUAUGUAUGUAUUUGAUGACGACUUUGUAGAUUUUCAAACUUUACCAAUUUUAUUUUAACAAAGGGUUAUGGAUUGUUUUAUUCAAGAAUGGCAUAGUAGUUUAGAUAGAAAUCAAGUUCUUUUAAAUUACAAGUAUUUGAAAACUAAUUUUGGCUAUGAGAAUUACUUAAACAUUUUGCCAUACAAUCUCCACUAUUAUUUUUGUAAAUUAAGAAUUUCUGUUUUACCGUUAAGAAUCCAAACUGGCCGAUAUGCAAGAAAUAAUACUCCUAGAGACCAAAGGAAAUGUUCGUGUUGUAACUCUAAUGUUGACAUUGAAGAUGAGUUUCAUGUUAUUUUUAUAUGCCCAUGUAAUAAUGAUUUGAGAAGUAAGUAUAUUACACGAUAUUUUAGCAAUAGACCUUCUAUGUAUAAAUUUUUAGAAUUAUUAAACUCAACAGAUAAACGCAUUCUAGUAAACUUGUCGAAAUUUGUUAAAGAAAUGUUAACAAUUAGGAAUUCUAUUCUUAAUAUGUAAUAUGUUCAUCCUCUGUUUAACUUAUUAAUGUUAUGUAUAAUGAAGUAUUUGUACCAUAUAUGAUUAUCUCGCUCUGACUGUCACCUAUUCGUUUAUUUAUUUGAAUUUAUAAUGACUAUGUACUAUGUACUCGUCUAGAAAAUAAACUUCUGUUCUGUUC